Messenger RNA from Mesocricetus auratus (golden hamster), 3988 nucleotides. RefSeq names its product UEV and lactate/malate dehyrogenase domains (gene Uevld). The transcript has 12 exons. Gene Ontology annotation, molecular function: oxidoreductase activity, acting on the CH-OH group of donors, NAD or NADP as acceptor; ubiquitin binding. The record is from RefSeq and is a predicted model, not a curated record. NCBI's taxonomy places the organism in Eukaryota, Metazoa, Chordata, Mammalia, Rodentia, Cricetidae. Gene Ontology annotation, biological process: endosome to lysosome transport; carboxylic acid metabolic process; protein transport. Bases 93 to 1505 code for a protein of 470 amino acids. Gene Ontology annotation, cellular component: ESCRT I complex.
UCUGAGGACGUUUGGGCCUGGGCGGCCUCCGUCCGCAGCGGGUUCGCGAGUGGGCGCGGCGACUGCGGAGGAGGACGGCAGCUCUGCCGACCAUGGAGUUCGACUGUGAGGGCGUGCGGCGGCUGCUGGGCAAGUACAAGUUCAGGGACCUGACUGUGGAGGAGCUGAAGAAUGUGAACACGCAUUUCCCGCACUUCAGAUACUCCAUGGACACCUACGUUUUCAAAGAUACUUCCCAAAAAGACCUGCUGAAUUUCACUGGGACUAUUCCUGUGAUGUACCAGGGUAUUACAUACAACAUACCCAUUCGCUUCUGGAUCUUGGAUUCUCACCCUUUUGCUCCACCCAUUUGCUUCUUGAAGCCAACUGCAAACAUGGAAAUCUCAGUUGGAAAACAUGUGGAUGCCAAAGGCCGAAUAUACUUGCCCUAUCUCCAAAACUGGAGCCAUCCUAAAUCUGUCAUUGUUGGAUUAAUUAAAGAAAUGAUCGCCAAGUUUCAGGAGGAACUUCCUCUUUAUUCGGUGCCAUCAUCCAAUGAAGCACAGCAGGUCGACUUGCUAGCCUAUAUUGCAAAAAUCACUGAAGGUGUCUCAGACAUAAAUUCAAGGGGCUGGUCAAAUAAUGAGAAUAAAAUACCCAAUAAAGUUACCGUAGUUGGAAGUGGAGAUUUGGGUAUUGCCUGCACAUUGGCAAUUUCAGCAAAGGGCAUUGCAGACAAGCUGCUCCUUUUAGACCUCUCAGAUGGGACUAACCAGGGGACGAUGGACCUUGACAUCUUCAACCUGCCUAAUGUAGAGAUCAGCAAAGAUUUGUCUGCCUCUGCUCAUUCCAAGGUGGUGAUCUUCACAGCCAACUCUUUGGGUGGUUCUGAGUCCUACCUGCAUGCCGUGCAAAGCAAUGUGGACAUGUUCAGAGCUCUUGUCCCAGCUCUGGGACAUUAUAGCCAACGUGCUGUCUUCCUUGUUGCAUCUCAGCCAGUGGAAAUCAUGAGCUAUGUGACGUGGAAACUGAGCACAUUCCCUGCAAAUAGAGUGAUUGGGAUCGGAUGCAAUCUGGAUUCACAGAGAUUACAAUACAUUAUUAUGAAUGUUUUGAAAGCACAGACUUCAGGCAAAAAAGUAUGGGUUGUUGGUGAACAGGGAGAAAACAAAGUGUGCUCAUGGAGUGGCCGAGACGGAGUAAUGAGUCAUAGCUCCCAGGCAGAGCUGUCCAGCAGAGCCAUGGAACUGUUGAGAGUAAAAGGCCAGAGAUCUUGGUCUGUUGGACUGUCUGUGGCUGACCUGGUGGACACUAUUGUAAAUAAUAAGAAGAAAGUGCAUUCUGUAUCAACUCUAGCAAAGGGAUAUUAUGGCUUAGAUAAUGAAGUGUUUUUAAGUUUGCCAUGCAUCCUAGGAACCAGUGGAGUAUCUGAAGUCAUCAAAACCACAGGAGAAGACCCAAUGACUGAGACACUCCAAAACAGUGGGUCCUCAAUCCACAGUCUCCAACAACAGCUGAAACUGUGAUUUCCAAGUGCAGUCACCUGAAGGGGGAAGCUUACUUAAUCCCACAAGCACACAUAGUUUUGGGAACUUCUGUAACUUACUAUCUGUUCUUACAAACAGCCCUUAUAGUAGAUGGCUUCUUAGCUAGCUUUUUAAUUUGAAACCUUGAGAAUGGGAAAGGAUAUAAUUUCUUUGGGAGUUUUUGACAUACCUAUACUGUUGUUUAAACUUGUAGCAGGGAUAAAUAUUUGUUUGUAUUGUAUAUCAUUUAUAAAUUGCAUGUCCUAACAUAAGGCACAUUUAGCACUUUAGAGAUUUUCUGAAAGAAACUCAUUCCUUAAAGAUUCCUAUUGGAAAUUUAUUUAAGCAUGGUAAGCUGAAGGUAGGAUGGGCACAAAGUCUGUGGUAGGCAUACAUUCAAAGAAUCUUAGCUUUAUGGAUUAACUUGCUUCUUUUGCAAGAUCCUGUUGAUAAUAAUGGCAAAGCAUUUUAUUUUCCUUCUUCAAAUUCACUAGCUACCAAACAUUGGAAAGGAUUUUAGUAUGCAUUUUAAAUUGGUUAAAUGGAAUUUUAAAUUUAAAUUUUAAAUGAAAAAUAAUAUGUGACUUAAUUUCCAAUGUAAUUUCCUUUCUGAAGAUUUCUAUAAUAACCUCUUCCUGGGCUAGAAGAUCUCAAAUGUAUCUUAAGACUGUUAAUAGAAAAGGUGUUUUUCUGUGGCCGUAGAUAAUAACAGCCAAGCAGUAUAUUUUGAGACAAAAGUAAGAGACUUUCCUAAAAAACAUUGGUCAUAAGGGAAAGAAGCCUUGGUUUGCUGCUUCUGAACAAGCCUUAGUCAUUCCAGAAGAAACAGUUCUGACUAUACCUUGGUAUUGAUCAAUCAGUAUUUCCAUGUGGAAGAGACAGCACGGUGACAUGGCUCCUGUAUAGUGAGCUGCUUACAUUGACUGGCUGAGGUAGGGACAGUCUCCAUUACAGAGGAGGAUUGACUUUGGUUUCUAAGAUUGCAUAGGUCCCAAGGAACAUUACUUACCUGUACAACCUUUGCUUUGUAUAGGUAGCAACAGGGGCUGUGGGAGGCCUAAAGGUGUAAAGCCAGGUUAUCACAAUACACUUAACUAAAGUAGUUGAGGCUUGGGAUAUUUUGAAAAGAUUAAUUCCAUUCUUGUGUGGGUGGGGUUCUUUUGUUUGUUUUUGUUUUUUUGUGGUUUUUUUUUUUUUUGUUUGUUUGUUUUUGUUUUUGAGACAGGGUCUUUAUGUGGUCCUGGCUGUCUUAAACCUCAAUAUUAUAGAAUAAUAAACCAGGCUGGGCAGUGGUGGCACACACCUUUAAUCCCAGCACUCAAGAGGCAGAGGCAGCCAGAUAUCUGUGAGUUUGAGACCAGCCUGGUCUACAAGAGCUAGUUCCAGGACAGCCUUCAAAGCCACAGAGAAACCAUGUAUUGGAAGAAAAAAAAAAAGAAUUAUUGACCUCAAACUGGAUCAAUCGGCCUGCCUCUGCCUCCCAAGUGCUGGGAUUAAAGGCAUGUGCCACCACUAUAUGGCUGUCUUCAUUUGCUUUUGAGACCAAAGUCUCAUGAGUGUGAGUUACCAUGCCUAGCAACAAUUUCUGUUCUGUUCUGUUUGUGGGGAUCUAAUCCAGAAUCUGAUGCUUGCUGGGCAAGUCUUCCAGUGUCGUAGUUCAUCCACAACCUAGUUUCUAAAAUCUAAUAACUCUCUUGAACAAUAAACCAACUGCAUAAUGUUAUAACAAUAAACUGCCAAGAACUAUGUUAAUUAUAGAAAGAAAUGUCAGUAUAACAGAUAUUUUUGAACACUCACCAUUACUCCUGGUAUUUUGUUAGAGUUUGACCUCAAAAGGCCAUAGUACAGAAGCCAUUUUCUGUAGCACACACUUCCUUCAGUUAAGCAGCAAUCGUAAGUUCCAUGUAAGUCAAGUGGUGCCAUCACCACCAACUCGUUUUGAUUUGGUGACUAUUAACAAUCACAGAGCUUUUGUCUGGGAACUUUCAUUUUCUCUGAAUUUUUUUAAUGGUUUAAAUGAUGUUGACUUGAGUAACCUAUAUAUUGUAUCAGUCUCAAAACCAGUGGGAAAUAUACAGUGUUCAUGUAUUUCUCAUCUGAGGCACAAGAACAGGAUCUGCAGUAGUGUCAUUUCCUGGGUAAUAUCUACAAUCUGACAAGUUUCAAUCCUGUAUCAUGUUAUAAAUCCUAACUGAUUUUUUUUUCUUAUUAUGUUCUGAAAUUCAGGUUUUGGGAAAAACUAGUGAAGGACUUAUUUCCUCAUUUAAAAAACACUGUUAAGUAAAAUGUUUUUUCUUCUUUGCCAUCUGACAAGGAGGGGGAAACUUUCACUUUCCAAAAUCAUGCAGGACCUCAUGGUUUUUAUUGGGGCUUGGAUUACAAUGUUUUUUGAUACUGUAAGGUAUAUUUUUCAUUUUCCAAUUUACAUUGUUUUCUGUAAAUAUAAAAAAUAAUUAACGAAAUAAACUUUGACUUUAAAAGGA